CGAAACACACAGGCACGCCUGGAGAAGAGUAGUCCAGAGGAAAUGUCCGCAGCCGAGAAGGGAGCGACCGGCGGCGGUGACAACCCGCCCUCGGCCCCCGGGUCCACAGCCCCGUCCCAGCGUGUGCGUCCCAGCCCGAAAUAUGAAGUCAAAGGGACGUCGUGCGGCGUGGCAUGUCUCAAGUACCUCCUCUUCGUCGUCAACGUCAUCGUCUGGCUCCUGGGGCUGGCGGUCGUCGUCGUGGCUGGAGUCACACUGGCCAGCGGCAAGACGAGCGAUGCUUCCCUCACGGGCGUUCAGAGCGUGCAGCAAGCGGCCGGCACGGCCAUGUUUCUCGGAUGCCUGCUCCUGAUCGUCGGCUUCCUAGGCUGUUGCGGAGCCAUCAAGGAGUCCUACCUGCUGCUCGCGGCGUACUUCGGGGUCCUGCUGGUGAUCCUCGUCUUCGAGAUCGUCGCCAUCGCCCUCGCCUUCUCUUUCGUGAGCAGUUUGUCGAUGGAACAAUCGCUGAACGACCACUUCGUAGACGUCAUUUCCGGAGGACGCAGGGAAAAGGAGCCAUGGAAGCAGGAAGAGGACUUGAACGUCAUCUACUUCGUGCAAGGCCAGCUGCGCUGCUGUGGAGGCAAAGGACCCGAGGACUACGCUGAACGACACCUGCCCAUACCACCGAGUUGCUACGACAACUACGACACGCAAAGAACGUACAUCUACCAGCGGGGCUGCGUCGCAGCGCUCAAGGAGUACGUCCGGAAGAACGGGCUCAGCAUUGGCCUCGUCAACUUAUUCGGCGUUUUCGCUGAGAUCGCCGCUAUGGUCGGCGCCUGUAUGCUCAUGCAACACUUCAAGAGCGCAAAGAAGGCUGGCAAGAACACCACCCAAGCCUAGCCAGAUAUCCGCCGCCGCGGUGACACUGCCAUUACGUUUUCUUUCUUUUCUGCGCCCGCAUUUCAUUAAUCCGUUCAUCGCAUUUCAAAAGAUAAUUGUAAUAAAAUGUUGCUCCAUUC
Molecule: messenger RNA, 1004 nt
Organism: Ixodes scapularis (black-legged tick)
Lineage: Eukaryota; Metazoa; Arthropoda; Arachnida; Ixodida; Ixodidae
Product: 23 kDa integral membrane protein
Exons: 7
Coding region: 43-885 (280 amino acids)
Cellular component (GO): membrane
Source: RefSeq, a predicted model, not a curated record